CUAUCUUUUUUGCCAUGCCCAUACACCCCGCCGGAAGUGAUGACAAAUCACAGGAAAAAGGCGGAAAAUGGAGGCGGCGGUGUUUAUCGUGUCGCUGGUCGACUGUUGUGCAUUGAUUUUUCUGUCUGUGUACUUUAUUAUAACUCUGUCUGAUUUAGAAUGUGACUACAUUAAUGCCCGAGCUUGCUGCUCCAAACUGAACAAAUGGGUAAUACCCGAGUUGAUUGGCCAAACUCUAACGACUGUGAUGAUGAUGGUGUCUAUGCACUGGUUCAUCCUUAUCCUCAACCUGCCUGUAGCUGCAUGGGAUCUCUACAGGUAUGUAAAGGUGCCAUUGGGUAAUAUGGGGGUCUUUGACCCGACUGAGAUCCACAACAGGGGGCAACUGAAGUCCCACAUGAAGGAGGCGAUGAUUAAACUCGGCUUCCACUUGCUCUGCUUCUUCAUUUAUUUGUACAGCAUGAUCCUGGCACUAAUCAACGAUUGACCUCUGUGGGAAGCCUCCUGAAAAACACUGCCCAAUGCCUCGUUAUCAUGGGUUUUGAAGAUUAGUCUGGUCCUGUAUGCAUAGAACAUUGCACAAAACGGUUUCCCUGAACCACAACAACUCUGCAGUUCAGUUUGUAAGGGGUUGGUAUUGGUUAUUAGGUUUGCAGGCCACUGAUUCUGUUCUGACAAGCUCUAUGCAUACAAGCCCUUAGUUAAGGUCAGAGCAGCAUCACGCACCACCACUGGAACUCUUAGGAUUUCCCAGCCUUCCCCCCUAAAGAAAAUUACGAUGGCCCAUGAAUCUGAAUCAUGCCUGUGUGUUAAUGUGUUGACAGGCAUUUGGCUGCCUGUAUUAUUUUGGUUGGAUGUUUUUCUUCUUUUUGCAGGCACGCUGGUGAGCCGCAUAUUUAAUGCACUGGUAAAUGUGACUGUGGUUAUCCAAAGCAUUGCUUGCACUGUUUACCUCGGCAGUGGGUGACAAUCACAUCAGUUUAUUCCUUUCACCAUGAAACCCUUGUCUCCAACCUAUCCCGUUGUCUGUCUAGCAUGUUUUCAAUGAAAAUCCUUUUUUUUUUAGAUCUUUUAACAUUCUUUAAUGUUUUUGCCAUGGUUUAAUAAUAAUAGGGGAAAUGUGUCAUUAUUUACUGCAGCAAGUCAAUCUGAAAGUAAUGGGGGCAGAUUUACAAAAUUAAUUACUUUUUUACCCAUAUGGUUUGUUAUUUAAAUUCUUUUUUUAUAUACAGGAAUGAAGUGGUUCAGUGUAUGGAGCGGUUUCUACUUUAUGACUAUAGUGAGGCUAUAUAGUGGGUUGACGUAAAGGCUUUCCGAAUGACCUGAUUAUAAUCAAACGGUGAAUGUGAAUGUCUUCAAAUCCCAAUCAUUGGCAGAUUCAUCUGACAUUCAAAGGUUUCUCAGGGGAAUACACAAAUCCAAUUAAGAAAAAAAUUAAAUGCACUCCAGUGUUUUCUUAUCGACUCAUUAGUGACCUUGGGAGUGUGAAAUAGAAUCUACACGCUAAGCAUCAGUAUUCACAGACCUGUGGGUGUUUUGUUGAGAGACUAUAACUGACUGCUUGAACUGAUCUGCAGUGUUCUUCAAUUGUUCAAGUUCAUUUCCAUUUGUAAUUGGCUCACAACGGUUCACCAUUUGGAGAUUAAUAAAUUUGAAUGUGAGAUUGAAUCGUUUUGUUUGAUUUAUAUGUUCAAACAGAUGCAGCCUGCAAAUUAGAGCGGAGUGAUUGUGAAAUUCAUGACCACUCAAAAUGGCAUGUGCAUUCAAAACCCUAAAUGGAUAGUCGGAUGGCACCGUCGACCAACACGAGUGGACACUUAAUUAUGUGUUUUUAACACACUUUAAAACCCUGAAUGCUUUAUUGAAAAUAUGCAUACAUAACACUUCUCCUACACAAUACGUAACAGUACAAUCAUUUAAUUAAUACAUUUAAAUGUAAAAUGAAUUCUUGCAAACCUGACCACGAAUGUCAUUUUUUAAGCUUUUGCCAAUAACGCUUACCACAAAGGAAAGAAAAAACACAUUUAGCCCCCAAAUUAUUCUAAAGUAAACAUAAAAAGAAACCUUGCAUAAGCACAACCUAGUACACCAUAUCUGUGAUUCUUUUAGUGUUUGAUAUUGUAUGCAGGUACGUCUACCUUUUGUGUGUGUACCACUAAUGUGUGUAAUGUUCAGUGACAGAUUGCUGGUGGCUCGUAUGCCCUCUGAGCAGGCACAUUUUCUAAUGCAGUGAAGAUCUGCCUGCAACAGCAGCAGCCUCAUAAUACAUGCCAUAACAUAGAAAGAUACAGCACAUACUACAAAGAACACCAUAACUGGUAGGGCUGUGGGUCUCAAUCUCCUAAGGGACCCACUUUGUACAAAUUCAUAUAUAGGAAUGACACACGUGUACCAAAUGUGCAAUGUGAUCAACUGAUGCUAUUUAACUCCACCUGAGUGGAGACGAUGACUGAUGAAAUGAAUGUGGCCAUCUAAAUGUGAUAAAGAUUUCAAUACAUUAUUAGUUUAACACAGACAUCUUGUGAUUAAAAAUACAAAUAAAAACCUGUAAAUGAGGAGAACGAGAAAGAGACAAGCAAAAAUAAAAAGAUGUUGGAGGAAGGGCACACAUACACACUCACCGAAGGCAAGGAGAAAGUGUCAGGGGUGAUGAUGACGAGGGAAGUACGAUGGCUCACCAAACAGACCAGGAUGACAAAACAGCAUUAUCAUAAAUAGCCAACCCCACAGUGCAGAGGGUAAGGUUAACAGCCGAGUAAAAAACAGAUCAUCCUUUUCCAAUUAUAGCUCUUUUUAUAUUCCACGACGACAGCGACAGCUCCUAAAUAACUCUCAGAAGGAAGCUAAACCCACUGUACAUGCUUCAACGGGUAUAUCACAGACAUACAACACUGCUGGAAAACACGGCGGAACACGCUCACCUAAUCUCGGAUCCAGAACUUCAACUAUGCUGUAGCCGGACUUCUGGGGGGGAAGCUGUACAACACCUGGGCCCGAACCCAGAAAGGGUGAGGGGCGGUGUUUCAUGUGUUUAACGGAGCUAUUCUUCCAAAGGGAAACUCAUCAGGGGGC
Gadus macrocephalus (Pacific cod) is the source of this 3072-nucleotide messenger RNA. RefSeq names its product cornichon family AMPA receptor auxiliary protein 4 (gene cnih4). The coding region runs from base 68 to 487 and encodes 139 amino acids. Gene Ontology annotation, biological process: endoplasmic reticulum to Golgi vesicle-mediated transport. Gene Ontology annotation, cellular component: COPII-coated ER to Golgi transport vesicle; endoplasmic reticulum membrane. The record is from RefSeq and is a predicted model, not a curated record. Lineage: Eukaryota; Metazoa; Chordata; Actinopteri; Gadiformes; Gadidae. The transcript has 5 exons.